Hirundo rustica (Barn swallow) is the source of this 2299-nucleotide messenger RNA. It is a transcript of the gene SSBP2, whose product is annotated as single stranded DNA binding protein 2. Gene Ontology annotation, biological process: positive regulation of transcription by RNA polymerase II. Gene Ontology annotation, molecular function: protein binding; single-stranded DNA binding. Bases 66 to 1172 code for a protein of 368 amino acids. The transcript is spliced from 17 exons. The record is from RefSeq and is a predicted model, not a curated record. Lineage: Eukaryota; Metazoa; Chordata; Aves; Passeriformes; Hirundinidae. Gene Ontology annotation, cellular component: nucleus.
GGCCGGUCCCGGGGAGGCGGUGAUGGGUUGACAGGUGCGUGACAGUCGGGAGCUUCUCCGCAGGCAUGUACGGCAAAGGCAAGAGCAACAGCAGCGUCCCGUCCGACAGCCAGGCCCGCGAGAAAUUAGCACUGUACGUAUAUGAAUAUCUGCUCCAUGUAGGAGCACAGAAAUCAGCCCAGACAUUUUUAUCAGAGAUAAGAUGGGAAAAAAACAUCACACUGGGGGAGCCCCCAGGAUUCUUGCAUUCCUGGUGGUGUGUGUUCUGGGAUCUUUACUGUGCAGCUCCAGAAAGACGAGAAACAUGUGAACACUCAAGUGAAGCAAAAGCCUUUCAUGACUACAGUGCUGCAGCAGCUCCCAGCCCAGUGCUAGGAAACAUUCCCCCAGGAGAUGGCAUGCCAGUAGGUCCAGUACCACCGGGGUUUUUUCAGCCUUUCAUGUCCCCCCGGUACCCUGGCGGUCCAAGGCCACCUCUCAGAAUACCCAACCAGGCCCUUGGAGGUGUCCCAGGGAGUCAACCCCUUCUGCCCAGCGGGAUGGACCCCACACGGCAGCAGGGUCAUCCAAACAUGGGUGGGCCAAUGCAGAGGAUGACUCCUCCAAGGGGAAUGGUGCCGCUAGGACCACAGUCUGACCCUUGGUUGUCGUUGCAGAACUAUGGAGGUGCCAUGAGACCCCCUCUGAACGCUUUAGGUGGCCCGGGGAUGCCUGGGAUGAACAUGGGUCCUGGGGGUGGUAGACCUUGGCCAAACCCAACCAAUGCCAAUUCUAUACCUUAUUCCUCAGCCUCUCCUGGGAACUACGUGGGUCCUCCAGGAGGUGGAGGGCCACCAGGAACACCCAUCAUGCCUAGUCCUGCAGAUUCAACCAACUCUGGAGACAACAUGUACACUUUAAUGAACGCUGUGCCACCUGGGCCCAACAGACCUAAUUUUCCACUGGGGCCUGGCUCAGAUGGACCCAUGAGCGGACUGGGUGGAAUGGACUCACAUCAUAUGAAUGGAUCAUUAGGCUCAGGAGACAUGGACAGUAUUUCCAAAAACUCUCCCAGUAACAUGAGCAUGAGCAACCAGCCUGGCACUCCCAGGGAUGACAGUGAGAUGGGUGGAAAUUUCCUAAACCCUUUCCAGAGUGAGAGUUACUCCCCUAGCAUGACAAUGAGUGUGUGACCCAUUCACAAGUGUCGACAUGAAGACCACAGUGAGUUGGCCCUCUCCAGAGAGCUACUGCAGAAGAAAAUUAUUUGUCCCAGUGUACAGUUUAACUAAAGGAUCUCAGACACAAUCAGACCCACCUGUUUGUUUUUUUUUUUUUCCUACCAUCCCCCCGUUUUUUGAAGAAAGUGGGUCCCAAACAUGCUUGAGACAACUGUAAGAAGUGACAUGAGAGAAGUGCCCGAGGUGGAGCUGCAAGCACCUGUCUGUGUGUGUACAUGUGUGGGUCAGAGUGGGGUGUGUGUGUGGCACCAAACACACACACACACAGACCCCAGGACACUGUAAAAUAGGAUCAUAUGACAUCUUACGUAGAAAUCAGAAGUAGGGACUUUUAUUCCAUUUCUUUUUUUUUUCUUUCACGUUUACAUUUUAAUUAUUAAAAUUUGCUUUCCCUCUCCCCUCCUGAACUGUUCUAUGUUGCAUAUAUCACUGCUUUAUAAGUUAUUUUUAAGUUGAACUCAAAGGAUAAAUUUUUUUGAUUUUGUUAGUGUCUGCCAUUAUGGAUAGGAAUAAAAUUGCUUAUAUGAGCUUUCAUUACCUUGUGUUUGAUACCAGCUACCCUGUGAAUCACAAAUUGUACUAUUUCAAGAAAUAGAAGAAAGCUCAUCUUAAUUUUUGGAGAAAUGUAAUAAUUCCACCUAGUUUGGGGAUUUUUUUUUAUACUUUGCCUUUAAGAGAAAAAGAAAAAAAAAAAAAAAGCACUGAAGGUUAUUUUUCUUCUUUAAUUGAAGCCUAAUAUCUGCAAUAUCUAUUUUAAAUGGAAGUCUGAAUUUGAUACAAGCUUCUCAGUUUAUAUAGAGUACUAUAAGGUUACUGUAAGUGAGCUCCAAUUGCUAUAGAAUCUAGCAAUAAAGUGUCAGGGCUCCUCUUGCCCUUGGAAUUGAGUUUUCUAUUUAGCAUGGUCUUCUGUAGGGGUGGUAGUUAGUGGAAUUAUGGUAGAAUCCUUAUCACCAAAACAUUUUCUAACGACUUACAAUUAUAUUUCCCAUUUUCAGUGAUUCUCAAACAAAUAUGAGCAAUCUGUGUUCCUAAUUAUAAACAGUAUUUCCCAAGCCCAUUUAGAAAAUCAGUUUCCAGUC